AUGGCUGAAAUGCGAAACUUCACUUGGGCGGUGGAAAAUAUUUUCAAGGAAACCUUUCUCACUUACAUGAAUGGCUGGAGGAAAAACAUUACGGAAGCGGCAGAUAAAUUGCAAGCCAAGGUUGAUGCUGAAAACUUGGACUAUGUUAUCCUUUAUUUGAUGGUGAUGAUUGGGAUGUUCUCCUUCAUUAUUGUGGCGAUCUUGGUGAGUACUGUGAAAUCAAAGAGGCGAGAGCACUCCAAUGACCCAUAUCAUCAGUACAUCGUUGAGGACUGGGGCGAGAAGUAUAAGAGCCAGGUUCUGAAUCGAGAAGACCUCAAGUGUGUGAUCCAUGAAAACUUGGGUGCAAGGGACAAAACAAGCCCUGGAUCACCUUGACUUUUUGGAAACAUCAGCAAUGAGGAAAUCAUAAAGCCACGUGCAGGGAACUCACCAGAAUUACAAAUAGCUGUGAAAUUGUUCAUUAAAUUAACAGACAAGUCAAUGCGGAACGGAGUGCUGAAGAAAUCAACAUUACUGUUUCCCAUGAGGACUUUGGCACAGCUGCUUGGAGAAUACCCAAGAAAAAUGCAUGAUUGUGCUUUGCUUUGAUACUCUGUUCUUCAGGAAAAUAAAAACAAGAGAAUUAA
Aquila chrysaetos chrysaetos is the source of this 629-nucleotide messenger RNA. RefSeq names its product potassium voltage-gated channel subfamily E regulatory subunit 2 (gene KCNE2). NCBI's taxonomy places the organism in Eukaryota, Metazoa, Chordata, Aves, Accipitriformes, Accipitridae. The record is from RefSeq and is a predicted model, not a curated record. The transcript has a single exon. Gene Ontology annotation, cellular component: membrane. The coding region runs from base 1 to 378 and encodes 125 amino acids. Gene Ontology annotation, molecular function: transmembrane transporter binding; potassium channel regulator activity; voltage-gated potassium channel activity involved in ventricular cardiac muscle cell action potential repolarization. Gene Ontology annotation, biological process: ventricular cardiac muscle cell action potential; regulation of ventricular cardiac muscle cell membrane repolarization; negative regulation of delayed rectifier potassium channel activity.